UAUGUUUGCAAUCAUCCUCUUUUUUGCUUCUUCUUCAACUUCAGAAAAACCUCCAUAUUCCACAUUUGCAAGAGACGCCACACAAGCUCCGGCGGAGACAUCCUACGACUACAUAGUAAUCGGCGGUGGAACAACCGGUUGUGCAUUGGCGGCAACGCUUUCACAAGCCUCAAAAGUUCUAGUGCUCGAAAGAGGUGAUUUACCGUACGCCAUUCCCUCCGUCAACACCAUUAAUGGCUUUUUAGAAACUCUAGCCGACCUAGGUUCCACGUCGGCCUCUCAAACAUUUGUGUCCACUGACGGAGUGAUUAAUCACAGGGCCCGCGUUCUGGGCGGUGGGUCCGCCCUGAACGCGGGCUUUUUUACUUGGGCAAGUGAUAACUUUGUCAAUGUAGCCGGGUGGGACCCUCAGCUAGUGAAGGAAUCCUACGAGUGGGUUGGAAAGAAAGUGGCGUUUGAGCCCAAGGUGUUGGCAUGGCAAGCCGCGGUCAAAGAAGGGUUGUUGGAGGCCGGGGUGUUGCCGGAUAAUGGGUUUACUUAUGAACAUAUAUACGGAACUAAAGUUGGCGGUAGCAUUUUCGACCACAACGGGAGGAGACACACGGCUGCCGAUUUGUUAGAGUAUGCUGAGCCAAGCAACAUUACCGUAUACUUGAAUGCUACCGUGCACCAAAUAUUAUUCGAACCCAAUGAGCUAAGGGCCCGAGGAGUAAUGUACACGGAUAUGAAAGGUGACAAGCAUAUGGCAAUUUUAAACAAAGGGUCAUUGAUGAACGAAGUUAUAUUAUCAGCAGGCACACUUGGGAGCCCACAAUUGCUAAUGUUGAGUGGUAUUGGGCCUGCUGAACAUUUAAUGGGCCAUGGAAUUAAGGUGUUAUUGGACCAACCCAUGGUUGGGCAGGGCUUAUCUGAUAACCCAAUGAAUAUAGUAUUAGUCCCUUCACAUGAGCAAGUAGAGAUUUCAUUGAUUGAGGUUGUGGGUAUUACCCGAUUCGGGAGCUUCAUUGAAGCCGCUAGUACCAAUAUUAGUUUGCCAUUGCUCCAAAAAAUUGGAUUUCUUUCUAAAGAGGUAGGUAUAAAAGUUAAAAACAUCCAAAAUUUAGUCAAAUCCAUCAUCGGGAAACGCUUUAACUUGAAUUUUUCGAAACUUAACGGUGGAUUGAUCCUUGAAAAGGUGAGGGGCCCACUCUCUUCUGGAAGUCUCGAGCUCGUGACAACAAAUCCGGAUGAAAAUCCUAAAGUCACGUUUAACUACUUUAAAGACCCUGGAGACCUUCAAACAUGUGUUGAGGGCUUGGAAACCAUUGUAAAGGUGUUGGAAUCGAAAUCAUUGUCAAAAUUUCGUGAUCCUUUGUUAUCGGUUCAAGAUUUGUUUGCUUUGGUGGUCGCUUUGCCUUUGAAUUUGAGACCUAGGCAUGUGAAUGCUCCGUUUGACCUAGAGCAAUAUUGCAAAGACACAGUGAUGACCAUAUGGCAUUACCAUGGAGGGUGUCAGGUUGAUAAAGUUGUUGAUCACAACUAUAAAGUUAUUGGUGUUUCUGCACUACGUAUCAUUGAUAGUUCAACCCUUUUGAAUUCCCCUGGAACAAAUCCUCAAGCUACUACGAUGAUGCUCGGAAGGUACAUGGGGAUAAAAAUGCUACGAGAAAGAUCCACAAUUCAAAAGAUGUAGGAUACAUGCUUGGGAAAACACAGAAGUUUGCGUUUUAUAAAAAAUAUUUAUAUAAAUGAAAUAAAGUUG
Molecule: messenger RNA, 1741 nt
Organism: Helianthus annuus (common sunflower)
Lineage: Eukaryota; Viridiplantae; Streptophyta; Magnoliopsida; Asterales; Asteraceae
Product: protein HOTHEAD
Exons: 5
Coding region: 2-1672 (556 amino acids)
Molecular function (GO): oxidoreductase activity, acting on CH-OH group of donors; flavin adenine dinucleotide binding
Source: RefSeq, a predicted model, not a curated record